UGCGCGCGCGCCGGGCCAGCAACACGCGACCCGUGUUCGAAUUUCAAAUUUUCGAAAAAUGGAAUCGUAACCGCGAAUGCAAUUCAAAUAGAAAAUGGCCAGUGUUCGGACUUGUUAACUAUUAUUUUUGUUUUAGAUUUUUUUUUAAUUAUAACAUUCGUAGACUGUUGAACGGUGUGUAAAUAGUUGUAGAAAAGACAAUAAACUUAGCAGUGUGAUUGUUUAGCGUAUCGGCAGAUUUCAGUUUGCGUUUUCAGUUAGACGAGCCCUGUAAAUUGGUCGCGACGACACUCUUGUUUGUUUUCAUCGAAAGUGACUCUGCUGUGACAUUUGAAAACGAUAGUAUUCGUAAUUGAGGCAGUGCGCAUGCGUGUCGCCUAGUGAAAUUUAUUGACUUAGCGAAAUUUUGAAAAUUAACAUAUACAUUGUGAAGUGCAUGUGGGAUUACAUAGCGCACUGUCAGCUGUUUUACAUUCAAAAUUCACACCAAAGAAAUAAAGAUGAACCAAAAGUGCAAAGUUUGUGGAGAACCGGCGGCAGGGUUCCAUUUUGGCGCUUUCACCUGUGAAGGAUGCAAGUCGUUCUUCGGCCGUUCAUACAACAACCUGAACUCCAUCACUGAAUGCAAAAACAAUGGGGAAUGCGUCAUCAACAAGAAGAACAGGACCGCGUGCAAAGCAUGCCGUCUCCGGAAAUGUCUCAUGGUGGGCAUGUCUAAAUCCGGGUCCAGAUACGGCCGGAGGUCCAACUGGUUCAAAAUCCACUGCCUCCUACAGGAACAGCAACAAGCCGCUCAGUCAAGGUCACCGCCGCGAGUGCCUCCUUCGCCACAUCACUUAGCGCCGCCAUUUCCACCUCAUCUCUUCCCAGGACUGGCGAGACCGCGGACGAAAGAGGAACUCGCAUUAUUAGGCCUCGAUGAAUACAAACCCUGCUCAGGCUCCCCUGACUCGCACCGAAGCGGAUCCUCACCGAAGCUUGAUGAGAAAGCAAGGAUCACGCAGUCACGGCCGUCGGAUAGACCGCUAACGCCGCCCAGAGACGCCUUUGUCCCAUUACCCUUAGCCAACAUAGCUUCCUUGCCCCAUUUUCCCCACUCGCCGUUCUUACCACCGCCGCCUUUUAGCCCGUUCGCUGCCAACCACCCCUUGCUGUUCCCGCCUGGUUUCCAUCCAAUAUACUCAAGGCAUCUGCUUGACCACGCAGCCUUGCGGCAGGCGGCAGAAAACAACAACGAUGUACGAAUCGAUGAUCAUAAUGCUGAUUCCUCAAAGCGGUUCUUCUUGGACGAAAUUCUAAAACAACAGAGGUCCACGCAACCAACGCCACAAGAAGAUACCUUCUCAGAAGCUGAAUUUGUUCCCACGCCUCCUGCUGAGCGAAGAACGUCUGAAUCUCCGCUACAGGAGAAUCCAAUGGAUCUGUCUGUCAAAUCAGAUGGGAGGUCAAGUUCGGCCCGCAGAAGGUCAGAUGACAGUGAAAUUAUAACUCCUGAUAACGAUGAUGGCGAGUCAGCGAGCGGUGUCGGCUCUGCUAGCGAAGAAGAAGACAUGUCCUACUCACAAAUAAAGAGAAUCAAACUCCACCCGUUGGACCUAACGACCAAAGUGUGACAGCACGCGACGCGUGUAGUGCCGGUGUAAGACAUUAUAGUACAUCAGUGAAUAAUUUAAGGCCAGUAAAUCGGAUUGUGAUUUUAAAAAUAAGUAGAAAAGACAAUCAGAAUCAGAUGUUUUGUGAAUUGUUAUUGCAUGAAUAAAGAGUCUAUCCAAA
This is a messenger RNA of Achroia grisella, 1773 nucleotides long. Its product is annotated as knirps-related protein-like. The coding region runs from base 501 to 1613 and encodes 370 amino acids. The record is from RefSeq and is a predicted model, not a curated record. Gene Ontology annotation, molecular function: DNA-binding transcription factor activity; zinc ion binding; sequence-specific DNA binding. NCBI's taxonomy places the organism in Eukaryota, Metazoa, Arthropoda, Insecta, Lepidoptera, Pyralidae. The transcript has 3 exons. Gene Ontology annotation, biological process: regulation of DNA-templated transcription.